Aspergillus puulaauensis is the source of this 1275-nucleotide messenger RNA. RefSeq lists its product as uncharacterized. The record is from RefSeq and is a predicted model, not a curated record. NCBI's taxonomy places the organism in Eukaryota, Fungi, Ascomycota, Eurotiomycetes, Eurotiales, Aspergillaceae. Gene Ontology annotation, biological process: transmembrane transport. Gene Ontology annotation, cellular component: fungal-type vacuole membrane. Bases 1 to 1275 code for a protein of 424 amino acids. Gene Ontology annotation, molecular function: transmembrane transporter activity. The transcript has a single exon.
AUGCCCUGGCGCAAGAAAAGCCGAAGUCACCAACCUUGCCCCAGACAGGUCGAUGACCUAAACCCCGUGCAGCCACCUCCUGAUGGCGGUUCGAUAGCCUGGACCCAAGUGUUUUGCAUGCAUUUUGUCUUCUUCAACUCCUGGGGCGUGAGCAACAGUUUCUCGGUGUUCCAGCAGCUGUACACGUCCACCCUGCCCCAGUCCUCGUCGGAAAUAGCUUGGAUAGGCAGCGUACAAGUAUCUCUCCUCUUUUUCCUGGGUGCUUUGGCCGGGCGUGCAACAGAUGCGGGAUAUUUUCGACUAGUCUACACCGUUGGCGCCUUUCUACAGGUUCUCGGGCUCUUCAUGCUCUCGCUUUGCAAGACAUAUUGGCAGAUCUUCCUUGCUCAGGCUGUAUGCAUGGGCCUAGGCAAUGGCCUUACUUUCAGUCCCGCUCUAUCUGUCAUGUCCUCCUACUUCUCCAGACACCGAGCAGUGGCCGUGGGCUUGGCUGCUGCGGGUGCUGCGACAGGAGGAUUGGUCUAUCCAGUCCUGAUCGACCGACUGCUCUAUAUCCAUCAAGUCGGGUUUGGUUGGACAGUUCGCGCAGCGGGCCUGGUAAUGCUCGUCACAGAGAUCCCAGGCCUAAUACUUCUCCGGCCUCGCUUUACCACCCGCGCGCCGACAGGCCCUCUAAUCGACUGGAGCGCGUUCAAAGAGCCCCCCUUUGUGUUUUUCGCCAUCAGCAUGUUUCUGAAUUUCUGGGGUCUCUAUUUCGCCUUCUUCUACCUCGGGAACUUUGCCCGGGACCGUCUUGGGGUGGAGAGUACGUUGGAAUUCAUCCUCAUUCUGAACGGCGUCGGUAUCGUCGGACGGGUGGUGCCGAGUCUGAUUGGAGAUCAAGUAACAGGGAAACUGAACAUCCUCAUCCCCAUCAGCCUAGCGUCUGCCAUUGUCAUAUACGCUUGGAUUGCAGUUACAGAUCCCAGCGGCCUGUACGCUUUCACGGUGGUUUACGGUCUCGUUGGCGGUGCGGCGCAGUCGUUAUUCCCUGCAACGGCUACCACCAUGACCCCGGAUGUCAGGAGAACAGGCACGAGGCUCGGCAUGAUUUUGAGUAUUGUUGGCUUCGCAACGUUGACGGGGCCUACGAUCGAGGGCGAGUUGAUCUCGCGCAUGGGCGGCAGCUAUACCGGUGCGCAAGCCUUUGCUGGAUCCUCUAUCUUAUUGGGAUGCUUCUUUGCCGUGGCGCCCCGAGUAGCCAAAUCUGGUUGGAAGCUGAAAGUGAAGGUUUAA